AUGACGGAACUUACUGAGAAAGAUGUCGGCCAACAACCACAUCUAUCGCAAGACGACGAAGAGCAUCUAAUCGAUUUUGACGGACCAAAAGAUGGUUUACACCCACAUAACUGGCCAUUCAAGAGAAAACUACUCAUCGGAGUCGCUGUUAGUUUUUUUACUUUGACAGCUGCCUUUGGAAGCAGCAUAUUUUCACCAGCCAUUAUUCCAGUCGCAAAACAAUUCGAAGUUUCUACAACUGUCAGCACGCUUGGCGUCUCCCUUUACGUUCUUGGCUUCGCUACAGGACCCAUACUUUGGGCACCAUGGUCCGAGAUCUCUGGCCGCCAACAGCCCCUUCUUGCAGCCUCGUUGGCGUUUUCUGUCUUUAACCUCGGUGUUGGUGUCGUCAAGAAUUUACCCAUGGUGUUAAUAUGUCGGUUCUGGGCAGGAUUUUUUGGUGCAUGCCCUCUUGCUGUAGGCGGUGCCGUCAUGACAGACAUGUUUGACCACCGUACCCGUGGAGCUGCAGUCACCGUGUUUUCGAUCGCCGUCUUCUCCGGACCCAUGUUUGCACCGUCAAUCGGUGGAUUUAUCGUUAUGUCCAGUCUCGGCUGGGCCUGGACGAGCUACCUUGUCGCAAUCAUGGGCCUGGUUUCAUUUCUAUUACUUCUUGUUACUUUUCAGGAGACGUAUGCGCCUAGCAUUCUUGUGCAUAAAGCUAAGAGUCUUAGGCAACUUACAAAGAACUGGAGUUUACACGCAAAGCAGGAAGAACUGGACACUGCCCCCCAGGAACUUCUUGAGAAAAACUUUACCCGUCCUCUUCGUAUGCUAUUUACAGAGCCUAUCGUAUUCCUGGUGUCACUCUACAUGGCAUUCAUAUAUGGCCUUCUUUAUCUAUUUCUCACGGCCUACCCUAUCGUUUUCCAGCAGAUUCAUGGGAUGAAUCCUGGAGUUGGAGGUAUUCCAUUCCUCGGUAUUAUCUUUGGAGAAGUCCUUGCGGGAACUCUUAUUCUGCUCAAUCAGCCAAGAUACCUGAAAAAGCUUAUUGCUAAUCAUGGCAUUCCUGUGCCGGAGUGGAGACUACCGGAAACUAUCGCCGGCGGCAUCAUCUUUGCCUGUGGCUUAUUCGUCUUUGGCUGGACUGGAUACAAGCGCAGUAUUCAUUGGAUCGCGCCAUCUAUAUCUGGGGUUUUUUCUGGUUUUGGCAUAUUAUCAAUAUUUCUACAAUCUCUCAACUACCUCGUGGACGUAUAUCUCAUGUAUGCUGCAUCCGCUAUGGCAGCUAGUACUAUUUUACGGUCGCUAUUUGCUGCUGCUUUCCCUCUAUUUGCGCCUUACUUAUUCAGGGACUUAGGUGUUCAAUGGGCUUCCACUCUGCUUGGCUGUGUCGCCGCUUUGCUUAUUCCUGUUCCUGUCUGGUUCUUUCUAUGUGGUCCUACAAUUCGUAAGAGGAGCGCAUUUACUCCUCAAAUUCCAAGUAGCAGUUAG
Bipolaris zeicola 26-R-13 is the source of this 1473-nucleotide messenger RNA. RefSeq lists its product as uncharacterized. The transcript has 4 exons. Gene Ontology annotation, molecular function: transmembrane transporter activity. Gene Ontology annotation, biological process: transmembrane transport. The coding region runs from base 1 to 1473 and encodes 490 amino acids. Lineage: Eukaryota; Fungi; Ascomycota; Dothideomycetes; Pleosporales; Pleosporaceae. The record is from RefSeq and is a predicted model, not a curated record.